Messenger RNA from Bombina bombina (fire-bellied toad), 2008 nucleotides. RefSeq names its product chromosome 11 C8orf33 homolog (gene C11H8orf33). The record is from RefSeq and is a predicted model, not a curated record. The transcript has 8 exons. Lineage: Eukaryota; Metazoa; Chordata; Amphibia; Anura; Bombinatoridae. The coding region runs from base 211 to 1626 and encodes 471 amino acids.
CUGAGGCGGAAUCUUUGACUGGUGAAUAAAGUUGAGUGCCGGAUAUAUUUUUUGUACGGACCCAGUGGGGGAAGGAAUUCACCUGCGCACCGUUCAAAGCAUGUAUGAGUAUAGACUUACUACUGCUUAGCUCCAAUCAGAUUGCAGCUUUUGUUCUACAAGAAAUGAGAGGAAGUCCUUGGUGAAAACAUCAUAUUUUUAUUUCCACAAAUGGAAGAGGCUCCCAAAGGAACUUUUGAUGAUGAGUUGGAAUGGUGUAUUCAUCAGUUGGAGACUGGCCUUCUGCGCCAAAAUCCCACCCCUAGACAAGUGUCGGAUGCUAGUCGCGUGCUUAAGGUCCUCCGCUCCCGCAAAGCUCCCUUUGUGAAGAAACGACAGAUAAUGAAUCAAGUUUUUGGAAACUACAGGCAAAAAAUGGCACAGGAGAGAGAGACUCAGGAAAAAGCAGCUACAACAAGUGAUAUACAAAUCCAGGAAGUGAAUGCACGGGAGUUGGGUAGUGUGGCCUACAGGAAGUGUUCAAGGGAUACAACAGGAAGCACUGCAAACUGGUUCCCGGUGCCCAGCAACAUUGUCUGCCCAAAUGAGAUGGUUCAAGUUGAACAGGGUGGAUGUGAGGCUACUAAACAUGAUGGGCUCUGUAAAGAUGAUGUAGGUAGUGGCUCUGGUAAUAAGGGCAUCUGCACAUCUGAAAAAUCUGAAUUUUUGUUCAACUUCCAGAUCCCAACAGAAGAGGAGCCGCCUUCUCAAAGCACAAGCAACAUCGUCAACACUUCUGAGAAGUCCGAAUUUACUUUUAAUUUCCAGAUUCCAGAAGAGGAACCCAAUUCCCAAAGCACAGAGGUACCAGGGCAGAUUUUGGGGCAGGAGUCUGUUGCUGUCAAUAGUGGGCUUGCAUCUCACAUUAACAAUGAGGAAGUGGCAGAACAGAAAGUGACAUUACAAAGCCACAAAGACUCAAAAGCAAUAAAAAAUACUAAAGAAGCUAUAACAGCCAACAAUGAUGUGAACCAAGAUAAAGCCGAGGAAGGUUUAGUACUCUCUCCCAAGAAGAAAAAGAAAAAAGGUUCUCAAGGGAAAAGUCUUGGCACAACUGCUCCAACACCGAAAAAUAAAGUGGAAAAAAACGAAGCACAGAAGAAUUCUAACUCUCAUCAAGAAGAGUUACAGACAGGAGCUGAUGAGUUGCAAAGAGAAUUGGACUGGUGUAUAGAACAGCUAGAAUUAGGGCUUCAGCGGCAAAAGUCUACCCCAAAACAAGUGGAUGAAGCCUUGCGUGCAAUCAAGACCUUGCGCAGUGAGAAAGCCGCAUUGGUAAAGAAGCGCCAGAUAAUGCGGGCAAUGUUUGGCGAUUACAGGCGCAAGAUGGAAGAAGAAAAGCAGAAGCACCUGAGACUGAUGCAGACAGCUGCUAAGUCAGCGCGGAUGCACGAGGUGGCAGCAUCAGUCCGUCGAAACAGCAGCAAGGUUUAUCGGCCAAGCAUCCAGAACUCUCAUCGGAACCUUGACCAAUCCACCUCUACUGUUUCUUCGUCCCAUGUCUCCUCUGGUGACCCCGGGACAUCUCACCAAGAGCUGUUUGUUUUAAGGUCUUCACAGGAGCCUUUUUGCUUUAACUUUUUCUAGAAGCAUAUUUGUCUUAUACUAAGGAAGUUUUAGGACUUGCCUUUCAUUUUAUUUCUUUAGGUUACGAAUCUUAAGAUAAAUUUAGGUUAUUUCAGUUCAUAUUACUUUUUAAACGCCCCCUAACAAUUUAAGUGCCUCAAUUUUGUUAUUUGAGAUGUAGAACACUGGGAAGAUUUCAGAGGUUCUUAAACAAACAAAAAAACUUUUAUUUUGCCAUUUUGUUUCAAUCUAAAAUUGAAUCGGAAUCAUAAGUGAUUGUAAUGUAAGUGAUUUGCCAUAUUCUGAAAAUAUGAGAAUCCUUAAAUCCUUUUUUUAUGGGGGGUGACGAUAAUGUCCCUUAAAGUACAUAAAGUUGUAAUAAAAUUAUUUUGUUUACUGUAAA